CCUAACCUGCAAAAAAUGUGGAAAUUGCUUUCAGUAGGCAUCCAUACCCUGGCGGUAAUGGACCUUUCCGAUGGCGAGCUUAAGCUCCGCCCCCUUAGCCAUGUCCCACAAGCUUCCUAAAUGGCGUUUGAACAGAACGUGUUUGAAGUCGAUUCUCUUAUCGCGUAUUCCAGUUAAUAUUGGGGCAUGUUUUUUUUCCAAAUGCGUCAGACUUGGCCAAGAGAGUUCUACAAAGAGGUCUCAACUAUUUCACGCAAAGAUAUGUACACGGAAUUAAGAUUUUGGACUGCGCGGAAUGCGACGUCAGAGUUAGAUCGAAACGUUGGCGAUUGAUGCAAAAAAGGUUUGACACCUCACAAACGUCACAUUGAAAUCCAACAGGAUAAAAUAGUGAAGAAUGUGAACAUUUGCAAGGACAAUUUCAUCCCCAUUCAGUGUUUUUGCUGUUAAUACAUAGAUUUAUUUUUUUUUUACUAGUAGAAAAACAGCUAUUGUUUCGUCAAGAUUGACAGUAUGUUUGGGUAUCAUAUUUCAUAUCAUGAUGCUAUAAGAUGCAACAACAGCAAAAAUCUCCAAAAUUUGGCUAACAGUUGACCACUAAAGCCAAGGAGGUGGUUAAAGCAACAUGGAAAUGAAACUUCAAACCCAAAGUCCAUUUUAAGGGUUGUGAAUUGCGUUCGGGGGUGGAGGCUGACUACUGAAAUCUGAAAGUCACAUGAGGGUAGUGGGUGUGAUGUUUACGUUCAAGAUUCAAUGAGCAGAACUGGGAAGUUUCAACCUGACAAGUAGAAUUGUGCUAAACCGUCUUGAGGAAGCUGUUGGAGAACUGAUGAGACAAAAUGUUGAGGCUCUGCGUUUAUCUCUCAUUCGGGGCCUUCGUGUCCGGUAACAUCACAUGUUCUGAUGGAACAGUCUGCUCUGACGACAAAACCUGCUGUCAGACUGAGCAGGGCUACAGCUGCUGUGCUUACCCCAAUGCUGUGUGCUGUCCCGACUUGUCCCACUGCUGCCCUCGAGGCUUUCGCUGUAACAUGGCCUCCCAGCACUGCGAGAAAGUCACCAAGUCGUGGAUGGACUUUCCAUUUCUGCUAAAAAUAGCUGCUGGUGAACCUAUUGUCACCCCAUUUCGACCAUUGUUGCAUGCCAAUAACAAGGAAAGGAGGCAUGGAGCAGCUGCAGUAUACACGAGUAGUAGUGAGCAGGAGUUUAGAGUCAUUCGCUGCAGUUCAAAGUUCUUCUGCCCACAAGGCUCAUCUUGUUGCAAAGGAUUGUCGUCCGACUCCUGGAAUUGUUGUCCUUACCCGCUGGGCCAGUGUUGUGCAGAUGGGAAGCACUGCUGCCAAUAUGGAUACACGUGCAAUAUCUCCCCUUUAUCAUGCAGCAGAAAAAAUCCAAUGGGUCCAUUUGCAACAUGGAUAGAAGAGCAUGCUCAGAAUGGCAGAUGACACGUUAUUACGGUUGACAUUUACUGCAUAUUUUCCAAUGAACAUGCCUUAUAAUUGUUUAAAACAAUGAAAUGUAAGUCUUCUGCUGUUUUCUUCUUUUUGCAUCAACAGUACGAUCAUACAGCUGUGGGUUGCACCAAUAUAUAUAUUAUUUUAAUUCAUGGACUACAAUUGCUUUUUCUUAGUAAUUCAGUGUAUUUACCAAUGACCCCCAUUGGUGAGUACAGUACUUUCGUUUUAUUAGGAAUAAACAGAAAUGCUACGCCAUGUUGGAGAACUCGCUUCCUGUAAUGGAAGAUCGCGACUGCGUUCAUGGUGUUUAUCGCUGAGAGACUUGAGGCAGUCGCUUCUAAAAUAUUAGGCGCUGUUGACAAAUUGGUAACCGAAUACGAGAAACAAGGAAGAAAACAACCACUAUUGUUCAGUACUACAGUACCAAAGGACGCGGUAAGGAUUGCGUCAUUUCUGCCUUCGACCACUUCACUUUGUGGACCACUAUCAUAAGCAAGUCAUUGAUGGACACGUACGACAGCCAAGCAGCUCCCAAGUAUGCCUCGGGGAGCUGCCUAGGCUGGGGCAGCUGGAUGGGUCGAAGGCGGAAAUGGCGCAAUAGCUCCUUUGUGUAUUGGUGGACGCUCAAACAGGAACAGUUCCUCUGCACACGUCAACAAAAAUGCCAAAGGCAACGCAGGGACAACGAUCAGCUUGCCAUUUCCUUUUUUUUUUUUUUUUUUGUACUGUAUAUAAUAUAAUAUACAAUGCAUGAAAUUAAUGUUAUAUUAACAGUGGGUGGUGCCUACAAAUUAAAAACAUGCCAUUUUUAAACAACAAAAUGCUGUGGAGCGAGAAACUACAAUGACAACUGGAGCAGCUGGUCGAAUGGGCCCGAGGCAUCUGCGAUCGCUGCGUUGUUUGAGGCUGCUGCCACUAAUUGGGCUUGCCCUUACCGACUCACUGUCAACAUGUAUACAUUUAGCACACAAUA
Messenger RNA from Syngnathoides biaculeatus (alligator pipefish), 2430 nucleotides. Its product is annotated as progranulin-like. The transcript is spliced from 5 exons. Lineage: Eukaryota; Metazoa; Chordata; Actinopteri; Syngnathiformes; Syngnathidae. The coding region runs from base 840 to 1445 and encodes 201 amino acids. Gene Ontology annotation, cellular component: extracellular region. The record is from RefSeq and is a predicted model, not a curated record.